Molecule: messenger RNA, 2193 nt
Organism: Manis javanica (Malayan pangolin)
Lineage: Eukaryota; Metazoa; Chordata; Mammalia; Pholidota; Manidae
Gene: COQ8B
Product: coenzyme Q8B
Biological process (GO): ubiquinone biosynthetic process
Source: RefSeq, a predicted model, not a curated record
UUCCCCAUUGGCUGUAUGACGAGGGGGCGGGCAUGCAGAGACUCCCGGAAGCUCAGGGAGGCCCCAGUGCGUAGCCGAGGAGGAACCGGGGAGCGGUGGGUGCUUAGCAACCAGAGAGGCGAUGUGGCUGGAGGCCAGGGGCCUACUGAGGAGGACCUGUGGACCACUGGGCCGGACUAUUGGUCUGUUUUGUGGGGCCCUGGGGCCUGGACCCCACUGGGUCCAUGUGGUGGUUCUUGGGCCCAAAGGUUUCAUAAGGAUGGGCCUGGCAGAGGUCUGGGUGAGGAGGACAUUCGCAGGGCUCGCGAGGCCAGGAUCAGGAAGACACCCCGGCCCCAGCUGAGUGACCGCUCUCAGGAACGCAAGGUGCCUGUCUCCCGCAUCAGCCGCUUGGCCAACUUUGGGGGACUGGCUGUGGGCUUGGGGCUUGGAGUGCUGGCCGAGGCAGCCAAGAAGUCCCUGCCAGGAGGACACCUACAGUCAGAGGGUGGCUCCCGCCCAGGCUGCAGCCCUUUCCUGUCAGAGGCCAAUGCUGAGCGGAUUGUGCAGACCUUGUGUGCAGUUCGGGGGGCCGCCCUCAAGGUUGGCCAAAUGCUCAGUAUCCAAGACAAUAGCUUCAUCAGCCCCCAGCUGCAGCACAUCUUCGAGCGGGUCCGCCAGAGCGCCGACUUCAUGCCCCGCUGGCAGAUGCUGAGAGUUCUUGAAGAGGAGCUCGGCGGGGACUGGCAGGCCAAGGUAGUGUCUUUGGAGGAGGUGCCCUUUGCCGCUGCCUCCAUCGGACAAGUGCACCAGGGCAUGCUGAGGGAUGGGACCCCGGUGGCUGUGAAGAUCCAGUACCCAGGUGUUGCCCAGAGCAUACAGAGUGACAUCCAGAACCUGCUGGCAGUGCUCAAGAUGAGUGUGGCCCUGCCGGAGGGCCUGUUUGCUGAGCAGAGCCUGCAGGCCCUGCAGCAGGAGCUAGUUUGGGAGUGUGACUACCGUCGUGAAGCAGCUUGUGCCCAGAACUUCAGGCAGCUGUUGGCAGGUGACCCCUUCUUCCGGGUACCAGCGGUGAUCACAGAGCUGUGCACGACACGGGUGCUGGGCAUGGAGCUAGCUGGGGGGGUCCCUCUAGACCAGUGCCAGGGCCUGAGCCAGGACACCCGCAACCAGAUCUGCUUCCAGCUCCUGAGGCUGUGUCUACGGGAGCUAUUUGAGUUCCGAUUCAUGCAGACAGACCCUAACUGGGCCAACUUCCUAUAUGAUGCCUCCAGCCACCAGGUGACUCUGCUGGACUUUGGUGCAAGUCGAGAAUUUGGGACCGAAUUCACAGACCAUUACAUUGAGGUGGUGAUGGCUGCUGCGCAUGGAGACAGAGACCGGGUCCUGCAGAAAUCCAGGGACCUCAAAUUCCUCACAGGCUUUGAAACCAAGGCAUUUGCAGAUGCCCACGUGGAGGCAGUGAUGAUCCUAGGGGAGCCCUUUGCCACCCAGGGCCCCUACGACUUUGGGGUGGGUGACACCGCCCGCCGCAUCCAGGGCCUCAUUCCUGUGCUGCUACGGCACCGGCUCCGCCCACCCCCCGAGGAGACCUAUGCCCUGCACCGCAAGCUGGCAGGGGCUUUCCUGGCCUGUGCCCGCCUCCGUGCCCACAUUGCCUGCCAGGACCUUUUCCAGGACACCUACCACCGGUACUGGGCCAGUCGCCAAGCACAGCCACUGCCCGCAGCCUCCUAACCAGAGGGCCUUAUGGUCAGACCCCUCAGAUACCCUCCAUCCUGGGAUACCAGUCCCAUAGGGUGCCAUCCUCUUCCCAUUCUGCUCUGGGGACCCUCUCUUGGACUUCCCAGUCUUGCCUAGGUCCCCGGGGCUAGAGAACUCGUAGCUUUGCAGUCCCAUAUUCUGCUUUCCCCACCCCAAAGUGGACAUCCAGAGAUUAUUUUUGCCACCAUUUGAGAGCCUUAGCCCACCCCUCACGCCUUCACAGCGACCCAGACUCAUCUAGAGGGGGAGCCCCUCACUUCUGCCCCAGGUCUCCCUCCCGAUCUGGCCAGUGCAAGGGGAACAGUGGUGUUGACAGAGGCAGCGUCACCUUUGAUCCUCACCCCCUUCCCCAGCUGCCUUCUCCAGGUUCCAUCCUCUCUGUGUUGGGGAGGGGGUAAGGAGGGUGUGUGUUUGAACAUUCAGUCCGAAUAAAAGCAGCCCUCCCCUUUC